UAUGCACUUAUUAAUCACUGAAAGGUACAAUGAAGGAAAAAUAUUGAUCUCAUUUGUAUCAUCAUUUUUAAAAUAAAAAAGGAAGUAACAAAACUACAUGUUCAUCUUGGAAUAAAUGUCAAGGAUACGAAAUUAGGUGAAGGUGAACAAGUAAGAAACUUUUACCUUGCUUAGAGAACAGAUUCGAUCAGUUUCAAUAUCGCGUGAUCCACGUAAAGAUCACAGGAUUUACUCGUCCAAUAUAAAAAUUUACAUCUAUAUAAUUGUUAGAAUGAUUAUGAUAAAAGAUCAAACUGUGUGAAACGGUACAAAAAAGUUCUAAGUUUAUGUUGAAUCGAUGUCUCAUGAUUAUUUCAAAUACCGAUUAAAAUUGAAUAUAUAAAUUGAAAGAAAUAAAACGAAAUUUGGAAGGAAAUCAUGUCCGUUGUAUCUGCUUCAGAAUUGUUAACUGAAGCAGCAGGCAUUAAAAUAUAUAUGACAGAAGAAGAUACCUUAACUGAUUCACCGAUUAUCGGAAAAAUUUGUGUAAUAUUGGCAAAUGUAAAGGAAACUAAAGCAAACGACAAAUCUUACGGAUUUCAUCUUACAAAAUCAAAGUGGGAUCCCUAUCCAUGGGUAAGCUACGUUGAAACCGGCAGCUUUGCUAAUGCAGCCGGGCUCAGAGCUGGUGAUUGUUUAAUAAGUAUUGAUGGACAAGAUUUAAUAGGAUUAAAAGUAAAGCAGAUUGCUGGAUUAAUUCAACAACAUCAACAAGAUAAUAUAAAGCUAUUUGUGUGGAGGAAUAUUAAUGAUGAAAACCAAGACGAAUCGGGAAUAGCUAUAAAAGGACCACUUCCAGAAGUAGCCAGUAAACUUGCAAAUGCACUAUCUGGAGUUGUACGAGUAUUAGAAUGUCCAGUUUGUUUGGAAAAUUCACUGCCUCCAGUUUCCCAGUGUGUCCAUGGUCACAUCAUUUGUGUCGAAUGUCGUUCAAGGACACCUCGUUGUCCAAUUUGUAGAGUAAGAUUAGGUCAAGGUAGAUGUUUGCUUGCAGAUAAACUUCAUAAGAUAUUUCGUGACGUUUUUAAUAUGAACGAUAUACCUGCUAACGUGCAACGUCGUGCACAAAGUCUUCGAGAUCGUCUUUUUGGUAAAUGUAAAAAGAAAACGUCAGUACCAGUAACUGGAAAGGAUAAUAACAGUGUAAAUUCAAAAGCGCGUCAGUUAUUAUUGACUAAAUUGUUUCGUAUUGGAAUGGAGAAAGCUGCUUCAGCAGAUAAUUUAAUAACAACUUCUAAUGAAACAUUAAACGCGAACAAAGGAAAAUCAAGCAAUUUCCAUGACUGUUUAAAUUUACACGAUCGUGUAAAAUCUGCAAGCACCGGAGAACUAUCAAAGGAUACAACGAAAAAUAUUAAUGAACCUUUACAAAUUUAUUCAACUGCAACAUCCAGCACUACCAGUUUAAUAUCAAGUGUACCUGCUACACCUGUUUGGGGAGGUUCUAUGAAUUCUGUGUCCUCUAUGCAAAUAUCGUGUCCCCUUGCAAAGCAAAGUGGCUGUAAAGAUAUUAUAACAUCUGACACAGUGUUAGAACAUUUAAGUGUAAAUCAUGAAGUACCACAAGUACAUUUUUAUUCUGUUCACAUAAAACUUCCAUUUCCACUCCCAUUUGGUUCUGAAGCUGUUUAUAUAUUACAUUACAGUGAAGAUGUUUUUUUCUUUCAGUGUGAACGAGAAAUUGUUUGGAUAAGUAGUGCCAUAGGAGACAAAAUUGUAUGGGAAUGGAUUUUACAUGGCCAAGGAGAAAACGGUACUGAAAUAAAGAUGAAAAGAAAUGUUGUAAAUCUCGUGAAUCCAACGAUAUUAACACCACAACAUAUUGCACCUCUGCCAAAUACUUUACUGUUGCACACAUUGAACAUUCAAUUAAGAGAAUGUCACUCAUAUGAACAACUGGGAGUGUAAAAUACAUAUC
Molecule: messenger RNA, 1957 nt
Organism: Osmia bicornis bicornis
Lineage: Eukaryota; Metazoa; Arthropoda; Insecta; Hymenoptera; Megachilidae
Exons: 4
Coding region: 418-1947 (509 amino acids)
Biological process (GO): multicellular organism development; proteasome-mediated ubiquitin-dependent protein catabolic process
Cellular component (GO): cytoplasm
Molecular function (GO): ubiquitin conjugating enzyme binding; ubiquitin protein ligase activity
Source: RefSeq, a predicted model, not a curated record